AUGGCUACCCCAACCUCGGAACCCUCCACAAAGGAGAUCAUCAUCGGUCAAGUUAUCGAUGCCCUCGGCGAACAUGCCCUCGACACUGUCUCCCCCUCAGACAAGAUCCCCUCCCUACCCAGAGACGACUCCUCCCCCGACGAUGACUUCUUCCCCCACUGCAUAACCCAGCAGCCCAUCCCCAGACCUUUCCGCGGGCCCGGUGCACCCCACAACAUCAUGGUCGGUCUCGAAAAGGAGUGCCCGCGAUGGGCACCCGGGUCAGUCAUCAGAUGGGUCGUCCUAACCUCCGGCUUCAAAACCCCCUCCGACGCCUCCUACGCAGCAACCCACCUAAACCUCGCCUGCCAAAAGUGGAACGACCUCUCCAUUGGCGUAACCUUCGAAUGGGUCACCGACCCCAAAGACGCCACCUUCGCCCUCUGCCACGGCGGCGACAGCGGCGGCACCCUCGCCUCAGCCUUCUUCCCCAACGCCAACGACCUCAACAUGAUGCUCGUCUACAACCCCGUCUUUUCGAUGCCCCGGUGGAAGGCAAACCUAUGGAAGGUCUUCACCCACGAGCUAGGACACGUUUUAGGGUUAAGGCAUGAGUUCGCGGUGGACGUGAACCCCGAGACGGGGACCGUGUUUGAGGCGGCGGCGUCGGUGCAGUUGGGGCCGAGGAACGAAAAGUCGGUUAUGAAUUACUCGAGGGCCCCGCCAGAAAUUCAGGUUAGUGAUGUUGAGUCGACAAAGGCUUUUUAUGCGUUGAGGGAAGGGGAAGGGGGGGUGCCGGCGAUGGUUGGGUUGACGGAGGUGGUGGAUUAUGUGCCCAUGUAG
This is a messenger RNA of Podospora pseudocomata, 822 nucleotides long. RefSeq lists its product as uncharacterized. Gene Ontology annotation, molecular function: metallopeptidase activity. The record is from RefSeq and is a predicted model, not a curated record. The transcript is spliced from 2 exons. The coding region runs from base 1 to 822 and encodes 273 amino acids. Lineage: Eukaryota; Fungi; Ascomycota; Sordariomycetes; Sordariales; Podosporaceae.